AUGUCACAAACGUCUCAAAGGUGGUCGUGUAAAGAUCUUAAGGUAAAGACUCCAAAAUCAGAAGUAGGGAAUUACAAUGAAUUUACCUUCAAUUGCUCCACAUGCGAGUACGUCAUUAUUGAUUCCAAGGACUUUAAAUUCCUUGAUAUGCCAUCCGAAUUUUGGUACGAGUUGAUGGAUUAUUGGCAUUGUCAUAAACCUGAUAAUCAUGAUCAUCACGAAAAGAACUACAAUGGUUCUCUCAAACCUCCUAAUGAUAAGACCAUUGUGAUAGGAAGUAACUAUUUAUUAGUGAAAUUUACAGAUACCAUAGAUUCCAUUGAAUCCAAGAAAGUUCAAGUUCAUUGUCAACAACACUUCAUAUUAUUUUUGGGUAUUAGCUAUUGGGAUAGAUGUAUCAAUAGAAAACACCAUUCUAAAGAAUUCAUUGAAGCUAGUAUUUAG
This is a messenger RNA of Scheffersomyces coipomensis, 444 nucleotides long. RefSeq names its product putative polyadenylation protein. Gene Ontology annotation, cellular component: ubiquitin ligase complex; cytosol; nucleus. Gene Ontology annotation, biological process: proteasome-mediated ubiquitin-dependent protein catabolic process; protein monoubiquitination; protein polyubiquitination. Bases 1 to 444 code for a protein of 147 amino acids. NCBI's taxonomy places the organism in Eukaryota, Fungi, Ascomycota, Pichiomycetes, Serinales, Debaryomycetaceae. The record is from RefSeq and is a predicted model, not a curated record. Gene Ontology annotation, molecular function: ubiquitin protein ligase activity; cyclin binding; ubiquitin conjugating enzyme binding. The transcript has 2 exons.